AUGGCCAUGGCUGACACACCCCCGGUUGUACGUCCUGUCCUCUUAUGGGGUCCGGUCCUCCUCCUGGUGGCUUAUUACCCGGCCCUUUUGAUAUACCGGUUAUUCUUUUCGCCCAUGAGCAAGAUUGCAGGCCCGUGGAUCACGAGAAUAUCUGAUAUCCCCGAAGCAACUGCGUUGAAGGACAAAAGACGUGCUGAAUGGGCGAGUGAGCUCUUUGCCCAAUAUCCCGAUUCCGUGGCGGUAAGGACACGCCCGAAUGCAGUGUCAUUUAAUCACCCCGAUGCGGUUAAGGCUAUCUAUGGCCACGGAAAGGGGGCGGAUGAAUUCGGCAAGUCAAGCUGGUACGAUGCCUUCUCGACGACUGGAGAAUCUCUGUUCUCGACGCGGUCAAAGAAGAAUCACGCACGGAAGCGGCGUAUGGUAUCCCAUGGCUUCAGCAUGCAAUCUCUCUAUCUUUUUGAGCCCUAUGUCGACGCUGUCAUGGAAAUCUUUCUUCGGAAAAUGGACGAGUUUGCAAGCACUCAGCAACCCUUCGACAUUUAUUUCUGGUUUGAGCUCUUUACCAUGGACCUGAUGGGCGAACUUUCCUUUGGCCAUAACUUCGGUGCCAUUCAGGGUGGCCGGCCGGUCAAAUACUCCAAGCUUGUGGAGCUUUCUCAGCACUUCGCAAAUCUGAGCGGCAUGCUACCUUUCGGCAAGUACAAUGUGAAAGUCUUGAGCAUGGUGCCAUUGCCAUACAUCCAGAAACUGUACCAAGCGCGGCUUGAAUAUUUGGACUAUGCGAGACAGGCACUGGAGAAACGGUUUCAGGAUAAUCGCAACCAAGUGCUUGGCGGCAAGCCAAGGCAAGACAUCAUGCAACGUUUCAUCGAGGCACAGGACCCAGAAACAGGCGGACGAAUGGACUUUCCAGAAUUACGAGCUGAGGCCUCCUCAUUGAUGGUGGCCGGGGCAAGCACAGGGAGCGUUACCAUGAACUGGAUGACUUACUAUCUCAGCAAGAACCCAUCUGUGAAGGCGCGCAUCAUUCAACAACUCGAGCAGAUGUUCCCCGAUAAUCUCGACGCGUCGACGCCUCUUCCCUUCGCGAUGUUGAACAAGUUGAGCCUUCUAGAAGCUACCGAGAUCGAAUGCCUGCGGAUGCACCCACCCAUCGGCUACGCCAUGCCACGCAUGACUCCACCCCAGGGAGCUAUCAUCUGCGGAGUUUACGUACCGGGCAACGUCGACGUCGGCGUGCCCGCAGCUACCAUUGGACGCAACCCCGUCGUGUACCGCAAUCCAAACAUUUGGAACCCGGACCGCUGGCUGGACGAAAAGGCCGAUCUGGCUACAAUGAAGACUUGUUUCCUGGGCUUCGGCUUCGGGAGCAGACAAUGUAUCGGGAGAAACGUGGCGAACCAGUUUAUCAUCAAGAUGAUUGCGACCUUGUUGUUGAAAUAUGAUAUCGAGCUUGAAGAUCCAAAUCUCGUUUUGGGCACGAAGGAGUUCACGAUUCUCAAGCCGGAUCGAGAAUACAAUGUCAUCUUGCGGCCGAGGAGGCACUGA
Messenger RNA from Cladophialophora psammophila CBS 110553, 1548 nucleotides. RefSeq lists its product as uncharacterized. The record is from RefSeq and is a predicted model, not a curated record. Lineage: Eukaryota; Fungi; Ascomycota; Eurotiomycetes; Chaetothyriales; Herpotrichiellaceae. The transcript is spliced from 2 exons. Gene Ontology annotation, molecular function: oxidoreductase activity, acting on paired donors, with incorporation or reduction of molecular oxygen; heme binding; iron ion binding. Bases 1 to 1548 code for a protein of 515 amino acids.